Messenger RNA from Vigna umbellata (rice bean), 1223 nucleotides. RefSeq names its product glycinol 4-dimethylallyltransferase-like. Gene Ontology annotation, molecular function: transferase activity, transferring alkyl or aryl (other than methyl) groups. Gene Ontology annotation, cellular component: membrane. Lineage: Eukaryota; Viridiplantae; Streptophyta; Magnoliopsida; Fabales; Fabaceae. The record is from RefSeq and is a predicted model, not a curated record.
CUACGUUCUUAUCUGUUCUAUAGAGUUUAGUGUUCUCUCUGUGAUCAGUUUCCAUGGCUAUGGCACAUCUAAUAUCUUCUCCUAACGUCUCUUCACUCUCAACUGUGGGUACUUUAAGUUCACAUGGAUCAAAAGCUUCUAAGCACAAUAUAAAAGCUCAGAAACAGUAUAAUAUUCCUUUGAGGUUUCAACAAUCACCUUUUAAUCAUCACUACAAAAGCAUCGAAAAAGGAGCAAUAUAUGAAGAAAGCAAUAAAAGUUAUGUUGUGAAAGCCGUCAAUGUACCAUCUUCUGAGUCAGAAUCUGAAGCUUCCAACUCCAAUAACAUUGUCGACUCUGUCAAAAAUUUCGUGGCCGUUUUGUACCAAUUUAUUUACCCUUACGCAAUGUAUGGUCGAUCAUCAGCGGCAAUUUCUGCGUCUCUCGUUGCAGUAGAAAAAUUAUCAGAUAUAUCUCCGUUGUUUUUUAUUGGUUUGUUACAGGCUUUGAUACCUCACUUGUUUAUGGAUCUUUUUGUUAAUGGCGUGAAUCAAGUGUUUGAUUUUGAAAUAGAUAAGAUAAACAAACCAUAUCUUCCAUUGGCUGCUGGGAAAAUAUCCUUCAGAAGUUGUGCAAUUAUUGUUGCCUUAUCUGCAAUUUUGGGUUUAGGGCUUAACUUCAUGAUAGGUUCUCCUGCAUUGAUUUGGAACUUUGUGUUGUCCGCAACAUUAUGGACUUGCUAUUCUGCCAAUUUGCCUUUAUUACGAUGGAAGCAAAAUCCCGUGCUGGCAUCAUUACUCAUGUUUGUUACUUGGGCAUAUAUAUUUCCAAUUACAUACUUCUUUCAUAUGCAGACGUUUGUGUUGAAGAGGCCACUUCUGUUUACAAGAUCUCUGAUUGUUACUCUGCUGUUCAUGAGUUUCUACUCUACUGGUAUAGCAUUAGCCAAGGAUAUACCUGACGUAGAAGGAGAUAUAAAACAUGGCGUUAAUACUUUCGCAGCAAGUUUAGGCCAAAAAAAACUAUUUUGGAUUUCUGUUGUCCUUUAUGAAAUGGCAUUUGGAGUUGCCUUCUUGGCAGGAGCAUCAUCCUCAUCUCCCUACUUGAUUAAAUUUGUCACGUGUCUUGGAAAUGUUGUUCUUGGUUCAAUUCUGUGGUACCAGACCAAAUACGUAGACGUGACAAAUCCAGCUUCCACUAGAUCCUUCUAUUCAUUGAACUGGAAGGUNCAAUUCAAGUUAUGA